AUGGAAGUAAGCCAAGAAGAAGAUGGAAUAUUUUGUUCCCAAAAGAAAUACACAGAAGAUUUGUUGAAAAUGUUUAAUAUGACAGGUUGCAAGUUAGUUGCAACACCAUUGAUUCCUAAUGAAAAGCUAAGAAACGAAGAUGGUGUCAAGAAAGUGGAUGCAUCAACCUAUAGAAGCUUAGUGAGAAGUCUGCUUUAUUUAUUCAAUACCAGACCUGAUAUUCUAUUUGCUACCAGUUUGCUUUCAAGGUUUAUGCAAUGUCCAAGUCAGAUUCACUUUGGAACUGCUAAGAGAAUUCUAAGGUACUUGCAAGGAACAAUUGGUUUGGGCAUGUGGUACAAGAAAUCUUCAGGAACAAAGCUGGUUGGCUUCACUGAUAGUGACACGGCAGGUUCUACAGAUGACAUGCGAAGUACUUUUGGUUACUGUUUUGGUCUUGGAUCUGGUAUGUUUUCAUGGAGCUCAAAGAAACAAGGAAAUGUAGCUCAAUCCACAAUCGAGGCAAAGUAUGUUGCUACUGCUUGA
Juglans regia (Persian walnut) is the source of this 525-nucleotide messenger RNA. RefSeq names its product secreted RxLR effector protein 161-like. Bases 1 to 525 code for a protein of 174 amino acids. The transcript has a single exon. The record is from RefSeq and is a predicted model, not a curated record. Lineage: Eukaryota; Viridiplantae; Streptophyta; Magnoliopsida; Fagales; Juglandaceae.